This is a messenger RNA of Saccharomyces kudriavzevii IFO 1802, 1026 nucleotides long. It is a transcript of the gene IMO32, whose product is annotated as Imo32p. The coding region runs from base 1 to 1026 and encodes 341 amino acids. The record is from RefSeq and is a predicted model, not a curated record. Gene Ontology annotation, cellular component: mitochondrion. The transcript has a single exon. NCBI's taxonomy places the organism in Eukaryota, Fungi, Ascomycota, Saccharomycetes, Saccharomycetales, Saccharomycetaceae.
AUGAUCAUGAAUAAGGCCAGUGUUCUCGCACGGUACGGAAUGAUACGUAUGGAACAAUAUGCGAUCCGAAAAAGUGCAGGUUUCCCAACCAUUAAUCAGUCAAUCCAUGCCUUUCACUCGUUGGCGAGGGCGCAACAGCAGAAACAAGUUCUGCUGGACCUUUCAUAUGACAUAAUCAAGAGAAAUGCGCUAAAAGAUGGUCAUAACGAGACGCCAAAGCCGCCCAUUAUUAUACUGCACGGCCUAUUCGGUAACAAACUUAACAACCGAAGCAUUGGCCGAAACCUCAACAAGCAAUUGGGAAGGGAUGUGUACCUGCUAGAUCUAAGAAACCAUGGGUCCUCAUCGCACAGCCCGGUACAUAAUUAUAGCGCGAUGUCGGAAGAUGUGAGGCAUUUCAUUGCAAAGCACAGGUUGAACGCCCAUGGAGGGCCUAUUAUAGUAGGUCACUCGAUGGGUGGUAAAGUCGCGAUGAUGCUGGUCCUGAAGAACCCGAAAUUGUGUUCUAUGAUGGUCUGUAUAGAAAACGCUCCCGUGAGUUUACGCCCUAACGCCGAGUUUGUGGACUAUAUCAGAGCGCUGAUGGAAAUCGUUAAUGACAACGGCAAGACUAUCCAGACACUAAAGCAGGCAGACGAAUACCUUGCGGGGAGAAUUGGCGGCAAUGAGCUAGUGAGACGAUUUCUGCUAACGACUCUGAAAAGAGUCACGAUAGACGGUUCGUCGCCUUCGUCAUCGUAUACGUUCCAAGAACGUAUUCCCCUAUCGACGCUAAAAGACGCUAUCGUUAAAGGGGAGAUCGCAGCGUGGCCUUUAGAUCCCGCCCAUGAACGAUGGACGGGGCCUGCGCUGUUCAUAAGGGCCACGCAGUCGCAUUACGUGGUCGACGAGUAUCUUCCACUCAUCGGCGCGUUUUUCCCACGGUUUGAAACACGUGACAUCGAUGCGGGUCACUGGGUUAAUGCGGAGAAGCCUGGAAGAUGUGCCGAAACCAUCGCCGAUUUCGUGGAGCGGCACGAGGAUUGA